This is a messenger RNA of Belonocnema kinseyi, 840 nucleotides long. Its product is annotated as trypsin beta-like. The coding region runs from base 1 to 840 and encodes 279 amino acids. Gene Ontology annotation, biological process: proteolysis. The record is from RefSeq and is a predicted model, not a curated record. Lineage: Eukaryota; Metazoa; Arthropoda; Insecta; Hymenoptera; Cynipidae. Gene Ontology annotation, molecular function: serine-type endopeptidase activity. The transcript has 3 exons.
AUGAGAGAUUGGUAUGGACUUUCUAAUAGACAAUUAGGCCAGGAAUUAUCUGAAAAGGCGUUACUGAGUCUCUUGAGCUUGUGGAUGAUAUGCGAGCUAUCAAACACCCUUUCGCUGAAGAGACAAGAUUCAUCAAAUGAUCAUAUCCGUAAGAAACGUAUGGUCGAUCCAUUGCCAUUAAUGACCUCAUUUUCAGUAACGAUUCAAAACACUGCCUAUGUUGUUAAUAUAAGAAGAAAUGGAUCUUAUAAGUGCAUGGGUUCUAUAUUAGCCACAAACAUAAUUAUAACUAGUGGUGAAUGCAUUGAUGAUCCACAUAUGGUAUACAGCAUUUGGUCUGGUUCAUCUUAUUUAAAUCGUGGAUUUCGUUACACUGUGGUACAACGUCAUAAACAUCCUGGCUAUCGAAACCGAUACGCAAACAAUCUUGGAAUUCUUGAAAUUUUUCCACCAAUCGAUCAUUACUGUUCAUUCAAUAGAAAAAUAGUAUUACAUAAUGAAGUUAUUGCACCGAAUACUCAAGGAAUUAUCACUGGCUGGAGAUGUACUCCCGAACAAAGGAAUAGUAGGAAAAUUCCUAGCGCGUUACGAUCAAUUAGAGUCCCGAUAAUCAGUGAGCAACAGUGUUUCCAUAACUGCCAUAAUACAAUCUUAAUUUCAAUUAAGCAAAUUUGUACUCUUGAGAGAAAUGCUGGUGCUCCACUAGUUGUUGACCAUCAGCUAGUUGCUGUUAUGGCUUGCACUGGAGGAUUUUUGAAUGGAAUGCAUCCUGAUGUCUUUGUAAACUUAUCGCAUCAUCUGUUCAGAAAUUGGAUCAACACAUUCAUACAGCACAUUUGA